Molecule: messenger RNA, 294 nt
Organism: Trypanosoma theileri
Lineage: Eukaryota; Euglenozoa; Kinetoplastea; Trypanosomatida; Trypanosomatidae
Exons: 1
Source: RefSeq, a predicted model, not a curated record
GCAACUGUGACGGCUGGGGGCGCCCGGUACGCACAACAAACACAUAGCGGUGCUUCCCACCCGUUAGACGUGAGAGCAGGUAGCGUCCGCACACGGGAUGUGGACCUACAUGCAAGCUUUCUCGACGACCGCGCCCAGGUCUCUUGGAGUGCUUUUUGCGCCCAGCGGCAAUUGAAAUCUCACGCUGGUGCUGUGCGCGCAGCUGGGCACACGUCAUGCGACGGUACUCUCGUGGCUGUAGCAUCAUCGACAGACUAUCCGCUCUCCACGAUUCCGUGCGCGACUUCACUAUAG